AUGGCUCAGAAUCAAGCCUUGCGCUGGAUUCAGCUGCUGCUGAAAUGUACGAUUUUUCUGUCGAUGACUGGGGCCGCUGUAUCGUCGAGAUUGUUCUCAGUGAUUCGGUUCGAAUCCAUCAUCCACGAAUUCGACCCUUGGUUCAACUUUAGAGCCACAAAGUACCUGGUGAACCACGGGUUCUACAAGUUUUUGAACUGGUUCGACGACCGAACAUGGUAUCCGCUGGGAAGAGUGACCGGUGGGACGUUGUAUCCGGGUCUCAUGACGACGUCCGCUGCUGUUUGGCACGGACUACGUAAGAUUGGGCUGCCCGUGGACAUCAGAAACGUGUGUGUGCUGUUUGCGCCUGCGUUUUCCGGUGUCACUGCGUGGGCCACUUACCAUUUGACGUGCGAAAUCAAAGACUCCGGUGCAGGCCUGUUGGCAGCCGGUUUCAUUGCCAUUGCUCCCGGUUACAUUUCCAGAUCUGUGGCUGGCUCUUACGACAACGAAGCCAUUGCCAUCACUCUGUUGAUGGUCACGUUCAUGUUCUGGAUCAAAGCCAUGAAAACGGGUUCCAUCAUGCACUCCACGUUCGCCGCUGUGUUCUAUUUCUACAUGGUGUCCGCAUGGGGUGGCUACGUUUUCAUCACCAACUUGAUCCCGCUUCACAUCUUCCUUUUGAUCUUGAUGGGACGCUAUUCCACUCGUCUUUACUCCGCCUACACUACCUGGUACGCCAUAGGAACGCUAGCGUCGAUGCAAAUCCCCUUCGUCGGGUUUUUGCCCAUCAGAUCCAACGACCACAUGGCUGCUCUUGGCGUCUUCGGAUUGAUGCAAGUCGUGGCAUUGGGAAAUUUCGUCAAAUCUCAGGUUUCGUGGCAAAAAUUCAAGACCGUUAUGGUUCUAUCGUUGGCUUUCCUCUUAGCCGUUGGUAUUUGCGGUCUCUUUGCGCUCACCUAUUUUGGCUACAUCGCACCUUGGACUGGAAGAUUUUACUCGCUAUGGGAUACCAAUUACGCCAAGAUUCACAUUCCGAUCAUUGCAUCGGUGUCAGAGCAUCAGCCUACAGCAUGGCCCGCAUUUUUUUUUGACACCCAAUUUCUGAUUUGGCUAUUCCCUGCAGGUGUCUUUUUGCUGUUUUUGGAGUUGAAGGACGAACACGUUUUCGUCAUCGCUUACUCGGUUCUGUGUUCCUAUUUCGCCGGUGUAAUGGUUAGAUUGAUGUUGACGCUGACUCCUAUCAUUUGUGUAUGUGCUGCCGUUACCAUCUCCAAACUCUUUGAUGUCUAUGCGGAUUUCUCUUUUCCCCAGGACAAUGCUGCCUCGGGAGCAAUUUCGCGGAAGACUCGUUUGAUGACUUUGAUUACCAAGUUGACCGUGUGCGCCUCCUUUUUGGGUUACCUGUACUUGUUUGUCUACCACUGCACAUGGGUCACAUCGAACGCGUAUUCAUCACCAUCAGUGGUCCUACCCUCGCGUAAUCAAGACGGAUCGCCAGCGUUGAUUGACGAUUUUCGUGAAGCAUACUACUGGUUGCGUAUGAACACUGCGGAAGAUGCCAAAGUCGCUUCGUGGUGGGAUUACGGUUACCAAAUUGGUGGCAUGGCCGAUAGAACCACGCUUGUUGACAAUAACACUUGGAACAACACUCAUAUCGCCAUCGUUGGUAAAGCCAUGUCUUCGCCUCAGGACAAGGCUUAUGAAAUUUUGAAGGAGCACGAUGUUGACUACGUGUUGGUCAUUUUUGGAGGUUUAAUUGGAUUCUCAGGCGAUGAUAUCAAUAAGUUCUUGUGGAUGGUCCGUAUCUCGGAGGGUAUUUGGCCGGACGAGAUCAAGGAGCGAGAGUAUUUCACACCUUCGGGCGAGUACCGCAUGGAUGCGAUGGCGUCGCAAACGAUGAAGGAUUCAUUGAUGUACAAACUAUCAUACUAUAGAUUCCCAUCGGUCUACAAUGGUGUCGAAGGAAUGGACCGGGUACGUGGUCAAAGGAUCAGACAGCAAGAUAUUGGGGAAUUGGACUAUUUCGAAGAAGUCUUUACCUCUGAAAACUGGCUUGUGAGAUUAUACAAGUUGAAGGAGCUAGAUCCAAUUGGUAGAGACCUACGUUCUGCUGGAGAAUUCGAUCGCAAUGCGGCUCGUGGACUGAAAAAGAGAAUUGCGAGAAAACCAGCAUUGGACUUCAGGGUUUAG
Messenger RNA from Lachancea meyersii CBS 8951, 2175 nucleotides. The record is from the annotation of a GenBank genome assembly. Lineage: Eukaryota; Fungi; Ascomycota; Saccharomycetes; Saccharomycetales; Saccharomycetaceae.